AUGGACGUGCUGACGGAUAGUACUACUCUACAAUUUCUUUCUACCCUGCAGGGAUAUGAAAAUAAAACCAAAACAUGUGGGAGUGUAAACGACACAGCUGAUGAAGAUGAUCAACUGAGCCUUUGUUGCGUGUGUGGUCAAACAUUUCCGAGUAUCAAAUCUCUCCAUACGCAUAUCAAUGUUGUACACGAAGAAGUUGCAGACUCUUUUGAUUUCCAUUCAGUAAAUGGUGAAAAUGAUGACUCUCCUUCUGUUACUUUGGGUUCUCGAGUUUCUCUAUCUUCCAGCAGUGAAGAAUUUAUACCCAGAUCAGAAACUUCAGUCGUCUGUGCAAAUUGUAAGAACACAUUUCCAGAUAUGACAAGUUUACGAGCUCACAUCAACACUGUACAUCAUGGUAAUCGAACAGCUCAGUGUGAUGUAUGCAUGAAAAUAUUUUCCACCCCUUCUUAUCUUCGAAUGCAUAUCGCCACUGUUCAUGAAGGUGUACGCGCAUACUCUUGUGACCUUUGCGAAAAAAGCUAUACUCAGAAGCAUUCUUUGAAAAAGCAUCUUAAAAGCUCUCAUUCAAGUGUUUUCAACCAGACUACGUUAGACGAUUUAACAUUGCGUAAUGGUGCACAAUCUAAAUGUACCCCAUCUUCACGUCCUAUUGAAACACAUACUUUUAAAUCACGUAAAAAGUUACUUGUGGAUUCACCUAUCAUGCGUGAUUCCUCUAGUCCUAGUCCAACUGGAUCAAAUGAUGUAGGUUUCCAUUCCAUUAAUAUAAUUUAAGUAUACGUUCAUUUUUUGACGAUUGUGUUGCCUGAGCCCAUUUAUUUCUGCUUGUUAUAUUUGCAUGCUUAAGUUGAAUAUAUCUUUUUUGCAAAAAUAUGUUUACCACAUGUGUCUAUGGCCAUGUAGUGGAUUUAACCUACUACCAUCAGAUCUCAAGGCAAGCACGUUACUUGUCAGCCACUGAGUUGGAACCAAGUCAUACAGAUGUUCUUACCUCUAUCAAUUUUCAAAUGAUCUCAAUCCAUCAAGGAUACUACUGUGAAUGGUUGGUGGGUUUUGCGAAGGGAUCAUUCUACUAUAUAAGCAAAUAUUUUUUGCGACAAUUGUGUAUGUGUGGUACAUAAUUGUCCUUAGUCAUAUAUCUAUUUUUCAAAUUGCAUUUCAUAAUGACAAAGAAGUUUUAAGGUAUAUUGCUUUAAGUAAAGAGAAUCAACAUAGGGAUUUCAUUUUUUGAUAUAAUACACGAAGUUCAGUUUUAUUCACUGGAUGGUGUUAUGAGCAUAGUUUGUUGUACUGUCUGCAGGGGACUCAAUCACACAAUAGGAUUAUGCAGAUCAAUAGUCCCAAAGGUCAAUAUAGUGAGGUAGAGAGGAAGAGAGAGUUAAUGAUUACCAAGAUUUUUGAUCGGGUCAGCGCUCAGUGCGUAACGUGUGAGCAGUGUUAAGGCGACGGGUACUAGGCAAGACGGGAAAGUCAAUCGAUGAGGUUAUGAAACCGUCAUCGACUGAGAUGGCUUGGAUAUGUGUUGCACAUGCCGAGCAAUAGCCUACCUCGACGUUGCAUACUAAGGGAAGUUGGAAUAGGUUGGAAGAGGGUUCAGGGUGGCCAGACCAAGACGUAACACCAGUUUGUCGAUCCAGAGGCUCAUAAUGAUAUCAAAUACAUCUCAAUCAAAACCACAAAUGACCAUACUACAGCCUUCUUGUUUCUUCUGUUAUCGAAACUAAAACAACAGUAAUAGACGCUUCGUUGAAUACAUCUGUGAGACCGCUCCAACGAUCUUUCCACACUUUUGCUUCUGUUUGUCUUUGCUUUCCCAUGUAUCGCCUUUUUGUUUUCGUAUUUUUCUUGUAUUAUUUUGUAUAGUGCAUUUAUUGUUGCUCAUACUGUACCAGGUUUGCAUCUUAAAAUAGGAGCAUAUCGCUUCAAGUUCUUAGCCAUUGAAUUUGUUUGUCUGGUGACAUUGAUGUCAUUGGAUACUAUUACUAAAAGUCAUUCCUAAUGAUAUUUUAGUUUGAAAGUUUCCAAUUGUAUUUUAUUCCUCUCUUUACCUUUACAAACAUUGACAAAGUGAAUUAACUCAGGUGUUAAGUCGUCGUUAUCUAUCUUAUUUGACUUUCUUACACCAUUAGAAGGAAUCAGUGCAAGAUUCAAUCAGGUGCAAUAACUGAUAUAGGGAACCCGUCGCAUAUGAUAUAGUUAUUUAAACCGUUAAUGAACAUCUUACUUUGGAUUCGGUAUUUCUUAAGGUAAUCUUUUGAGUGUUGAAAGAUUCUAGAAAUAAUAGUCACCUAUCAAAUUCUUAUACAUUGGUUUUCAGCUCAGUUUUAGUUAUCCCAUUGGCAACAUUUUGAUUUGAAUAUUUUGGUUGUUUGAAAACUAUUCAUCAUUUGAGGAAAUUCCAAAAAUCAUAUAAUUUCUGCGCAAAAUAUUUUUCAAUGACGUACGCAAUGUUGACUACUUUUUACGGUCACUCUUAAUAUAGUGUUAAUUGCUGCUUCUAUAUACAUAUUUCUGUACAUGAAUUUGAGGAAAACAAAGGCGGGAAAUUGAACAGAAUGACAAGAUGUCACUCCUUGUGAGCUAAAGUAUUGUUAAUACAAAAUUACAAUAUAGACUUAGCUGAGUUUAUCAAAUACAUUUAAUAUGCAACAUAGUUGAAAACUCCAUAAACCAAAAUAAUAAAGUUUGUUAGACAUGUUAGAUUUUCGCAAUUAUAUUUGUUACUCACUUAACACUUGUAAGACAGAAAAUCAAAGGGGUUGAUACUAAGAAUUUAGAAAAGACAAGUUGGAGGUAAAAUGCUUUAAGUAUAGUGAGUUGGAUUAAGUAGAAUAAAAUGGAAGUUCGGUUUGAAUUUGAACACAGGGAGACGAAAUACAUUCAGAACUGUUUAGACUUACCGUUGCAUACUGCUCACAUUAUCCUGAGUAGUAAGGGUAACAUUUUCAUGAAAUUAAGUUUUGUUUUAUUUAUUUUAAAGAUACUAAUUAACAAGCAUUAUGCGUUUCAUCUUAGGUGGAAAGUUCAGUUUCAUCUGAAACCAUAACCCAUUGAAGCUUUGCGAGGCAUUUACUUGUAAGUUAAACAUUAUUCACCUAUCUAAUUCUUAUGUAAUUCGGUGUUUAUUGGAUCAAUUUUCAUCGACUGAACUGUUAGUUCACCUUUCACCUCACCUACUUCGGUGGCUGGCUAGUAAGCUUACUCGUCAUGCAGUAGGUGUGUAUACACAUUACAUGGUUACUAAGUUUAUUCACUAGGAUUUAUUCUUGAAACCUUUUUCCUCUAUUGCUCUAAAUUUCAGUGUCUGGACUUCCAAAUAGGGACCACAACGCUUUUAUUACAUAUUACAUAUUGAAAGC
Heterobilharzia americana is the source of this 3362-nucleotide messenger RNA. The record is from the annotation of a GenBank genome assembly. Lineage: Eukaryota; Metazoa; Platyhelminthes; Trematoda; Strigeidida; Schistosomatidae.